Messenger RNA from Penicillium canescens, 1143 nucleotides. RefSeq names its product heme-dependent oxidative N-demethylase family protein. The coding region runs from base 1 to 1143 and encodes 380 amino acids. Lineage: Eukaryota; Fungi; Ascomycota; Eurotiomycetes; Eurotiales; Aspergillaceae. The record is from RefSeq and is a predicted model, not a curated record. The transcript has 3 exons.
AUGCCUUCUAUAAGAUACCUUGUCGGUGCUCUUAUCAUGGGGUUGUGUGUCGCGGCAUGGAGAGUUCGACAAUAUCGUUAUACUUGUGCGCCAGUGAAGACGAAACCAGUUCUAUCGGACAAGAAGGAAACAGUCAUUACACCCCUGGAGGGGUUUGACUGGGAGAAAACAGAGCCGUUGCAAUUUCGGCCAUUCAAAGGCAAAGAGAAAUUCAAUCUGACCAUGUCAAUCGAAAAUCUCGACCCGUCAGAACUGAUUCCAAUGGACAAAACAUACAAAGACCGCCUAGACCUUCGCAAAUCAAUCCUCAAUCAACACCACGACAUAGUAGUGGCAGUCAAUGACAAACCGCAAACCCAAGAUCCACGCACUCACACCGCCGUCAGCGAACUCUACACUUUUAUCCUAGGCAAAUACCUACCAACGCGCUACCCAAGCAUGUUCAAACUAAGGAGCAGCAACUCGAACCCUCUCUUCGAAAACCUAGUAACAGGCGCAAUCCACCCAACAACCCUAUCACAAAGCACAUCAACAAUUGAAGCUCUAGAAAUCCUAACACAAACUGUCGACGAAGAGUUCCUAAUCCUAUUACCAGAACUCUCACCUGAGAAUAAUGAACAGCCAAAGUAUAUCCUACAAGCCUACGCAGCCUGUUUCCCAUCUGGAUUCAAUACACGCGAGAAACUCGGUCUGCGACUGGCUGAUAUCCAUAAACCAGUUCCCGGGUAUAAAGAGAAGAUCGAGCGCAGUAUGGAUCGGUUCUUUGCGCGGAUUGAGGUUGGGAGGUUUGUUCGGCGGGUUAAUUGGAGUGUUACUAUUGCUACGGAUUUGUUUGCUGCUUUUGGUGGGACGCACGCUGUGGUUGGGAAGAAGGAGGCUGCUAUUGAGCCUGGGAAAUUGAAUGUCGAUAAGACUGUUCUUCGGUGUGAACGGCAGACUUUGCAUCGGAUGCCUGUGUCUGAGGCGCUUGUCUUUGCCUUUCAUACGUAUACGUAUCCGAUUAGGCAGAUUAGGGAUGAAGGUCUCGGGGGCGAUAUGGCGAUUGCGGUUGAUGGUUUGCGGAAGGGUAAUGUGCCUGAAAUGCAUAUCUAUAAGAAGGGUGAUGUGUGGGGAGAAGCAUUGAAGGAAUUCUUGAGAUCUUAG